AAACAGUUCGAAAAUUUCACGUUUUGUUUUUCUUGUUGUUGUUGCUCUAGAUUUCUACAAAAUCUUACCAAGUUCGUGCCGUAUUUUGGCAGUUUGUUUAAGAAGUAAACUGUUUUUCACUGUAGAAUCAUGGAUUUCGGGGAAGGAUCGUAUUUGGAUCCUUCAGCAAGGAACACAAGAUUUAGUAACAUGAGUGGCAUCGUACAUUCACCUGCCACAGCAAAAGAUGGAAGAUCAAGGGUGCGAAAAACUGGAGAAAUCAUGAAAUCAAUGAAAUUAUUAGAUGAUGCAAUUGCCAAUGAUUCAAUUAUGUCAGGAAUUACUAUGACUCCUAAAAACUUUGAUUUUGACUCUACGGUCAACACCAACAAGACUUCACGUUUUAACAUUAGUCGAUUCAGAAAAUCAACAAAAAUGUCCGAGGAUAGCAUGUUUAUGGAGCCUAAUGAGAUGGGCAUGACGGCCAUGUUAGAUGAAUCAGCUUUCCUGUUUGAUCCUGAGACUCCUCAUAGAUUUAAAAGCAAAGAACAAGAUGCUGUGUCUGUUGAAUCAGCAAGCAUGAGCUUAUUCACCGAUUUCAAAACUUUCCUUACUCGAUAUGGUUCAUCGGUCGACUUGUUCCAGUUGGUUGAUUCCUACAUGGAGGUGUGUGAAGAUAACGAGAGUCUGGUUCGAAGUCUUGCGGGUAAACUGAGAAAGGGACCCGGAUUUGAAAUGGCUGAUGGAAUGCAUAAGUUGAUGAAACAGGAGAAACAAACAUGGAGACUUAUCUCUGCUCUUUAUAAAGAUAGACAAGCAUCAGCCACAUAUGAUGAUGGUAUGAACAUUGAUGAUUUGGCAAAUAACAUCAGUGAGCGAAAAGCUGUUGAAAAACUAUUUGAAGUUAAUUCUGAUGUUAGACAAGCCCAGAUUGUAAUAGAUUGGUUGGAACAAAAUGCUGCCGAUGAAAUAGAAGGGGAAGCUGAUAGGUUGAGGAAUUACGCGAGUGCUGUUAGCUGGGAAAACACUCUACACCGACUGAAUAGAAAUAAAGAACAAGGAAUUGAAGAUCCUAACUUAAUAUAUGAGAUGGACCCUGAUGCUCCUACAAGGUUAAAGAGGGAGAUUGAUGAUUUGGAUCGUGAGGAUGAAAAACAACUUCUUAAGAUCAUCUUCUCAUUUAUCAGAGCAGGGAAAAUAGAAGAGGCUGAAGAUUUAUGUGUUACACACGGCCAGCCAUGGAGAGCGGCAACACUGGAAGGAUGGAGGUUGCAUAAUGAUCCAAAUAUGAAUAAUGAUGCAUCAGAAGACAUGGGAUUGGUUCCAAUUGAGGGAAAUCCCCACCGAGAUUUGUGGAAAUUAGCAUGUUGGACGUUAUCAAGCGAUGAAACAAACAACGCUCAUGAAAGAGCCAUAUAUGGUGCGCUGUGUGGAAACAUGGAUGCUAUGUUGUCCGUAAGCAGUUCAUGGGACGAUCACUUGUGGGCACACUACAAAACCAUGGUUGACAUGGCAACCGAGCGUCAUAUACAGCAAACCGCGAACAUAAUGAAGCCAUGGCAAUGUGUGGUGAAACGAGUCCCCCUCCCUGAUGGAUACUGGAAACAAAAUAUAGAUCUUGGAGAUUGCGACCUCGUGUUCAACAAGAUUGAAAACUCAAAUGAUCAAAUUGUGAGGGAAGAAUCCGACAACCCGUAUCACUUUAUACAGCGUUGUAUCAUACUUAAUGAUAUGGAAGCUAUGAUGGAUAAAUGCUUGGAGUGGUUGGAUGACGCCUCGAUGCAAUUACUUCGAUUCCUUGUUCAUAUUAUUCUGUUUCUACGAACAUUGGGUGUCCAUCUUCAGACAGAGCAUUGUGACAAAACGAUUGAAGCUUACGUUCGUAAACUCAUCGCUGAUGGUCGUACCAACCACUUGGUGGCGACAUACACAGCAGCUCUGCCAUCGGAACUUCAAAUCAUCAAUUAUUCUGCUUUCCUUGAGGCAAUUACUGAUUCCAAUCUACAGAAGGAAUAUUUAGAGCUGGCAUUGGAAGCAGGACUCGAAAUUCCUGCGAUUACAAAGCGAGUCGUAGAAAGUAUUCGAUCUAUCGGAGGCGUCAACCAAACCGUGGCUCCUGAUUCAUCGAUUGAACUUCCGGUUACCAUUGACGACCAGCGUAAGAUCGAUUCCAUCGAGUGGUUGGUGUUUGACCCCUCGCAGCGAUGUGAAGCGCUCAAGCAAUGUAACGCUGUAAUGCGACAAUUCUUAGCAUCACGAAAACAUGAAGCAGCUCAUGAUGUGUUCGUGAAAAUUCCAUCCGAUUCCAUAGACAUCUUAUAUAACGAAUGGCAUGCGCAAGCAGAUAAAGAUGUUCCUUUGCCAGCUGAUGCUGAUAAUGCAAUACGUGAACAUCUGUGUAUGAAGGCAUACCUUGGUGCUCAUACUUCAUUCAAGGAAUGGUUCAAACAUCUACACACCAGUAAACCACAAGAAUACCAACCAACCAUCCACCAAACAUCUACUUUUGGUUCGGUUAGCAUCCCCGAACUUGUAGCUGAAGAACACAGACAAAAAGUAUCUGCUGACAAAAUAUCGGCAUGGGACGAUAAAUUAAGAUCUCUAUGUGACCUUGUGUGCGAUAAAAUAUACAACGUAUUGUUGUUUCCACAGGGAUGGCUUAUGGAUAUGAGGGAUGAUGGCGACAGCGAGGAAGGUGAAUGGCGCAACCACCAGAUGGGGUUGUUGAGAAGGGUUUGCAUUCCUUAUCUAUCAAACCUCCUGCUUACUGUGCUUGUUGAUACCGGGGGUCGAUAUAAAGAAUGUGGGCAACUUGCGAAUGUGUUAGCGUCAGAGGAAUAUAAACUAUACGAGUUGUUUACAAAACAAGAAGGAAAAGAAAUCAUGAAAAGAAUCCAAAAAGCUCUGAUUAAAACAUUAUGAAGUUACAAUGUCACUUUAUGAACACACUGCCAAUUUAGUUCAUAAUAAAUUCAAAUUCAUGCACAGAAUAU
Ciona intestinalis (vase tunicate) is the source of this 2972-nucleotide messenger RNA. Lineage: Eukaryota; Metazoa; Chordata; Ascidiacea; Phlebobranchia; Cionidae. The record is from RefSeq and is a predicted model, not a curated record.